AUACACAUUUGACAUUUCAGUGCUCCAUUUUUUUUUUGAAUCGUAUCGGACUUCAAAAUUCUCGCUCGCUUAGAUCACUCCGUCGGCCGCCCCCAAUUCUCCUGCGGGAAGAUGGCCUCACUUACCCUCACCUCCGCCGUGCACAACCGUCUCCGGCCACUCCCCUGCAACAAGCCUCUUCAACACUCUGUUCGAUCUCGAGACUUCAGCUACAAAUCCCACGCAUCUAAUGUUUCGCUGAGGUCCUCGCUCAGGUUAUCUCCCGGAAUUCAUAUCCCCCGCCUUCCACACCACGUGGUGAAGGCGGCUGUAUCCGGGCCAGGGGAGUUGGUCCCGGAGGCUCCGAAGAUUCCGGAGGUCCAGCCUUGGCAGGGCGCCUCGAUUCAGCCACUCAUAGCUUCCAUCGCCACAGGGAUCCUUCUCUGGUUUGUUCCGCACCCAGCCGGCGUUUCACGCAAUGCGUGGCAAUUGCUGUCUAUUUUCCUGGCCACCAUUGUGGGAAUCAUUACCCAGCCUCUGCCUCUAGGGGCCGUGGCAUUAAUGGGCCUAGGCACUUGCGUGUUGACGAAAACUCUUCCAUUUGCAGCGGCAUUCUCAGCCUUUGGGGAUCCCAUACCCUGGCUAAUUGCACUGGCGUUUUUCUUCGCUAGGGGAUUCAUUAAAACGGGGUUGGGGAAUAGAAUUGCAUACCAGUUCGUGUCUUUGUUCGGAAGCUCUUCGUUAGGACUGGGUUACAGUUUGGUAUUCAGCGAAGCACUUUUAGCCCCAGCGAUUCCAUCUGUUUCUGCAAGGGCCGGAGGAAUUUUCUUGCCGCUGGUAAAAUCUCUCUGUGUGGCUUGUGGCAGCAAUGCAGGUGAUGGGACGGAGGGGAAGUUGGGAUCGUGGCUGAUGUUAACUUGCUUCCAGACAUCUGUGAUUUCAUCAUCUAUGUUCUUGACUGCAAUGGCUGCUAACCCUUUGAGUGCCAAUUUGACUGAGGCCACGAUAGGUCACACCAUUGGCUGGAUGGAUUGGGCUAAAGCUGCCAUUGUGCCAGGUUUAGUGUCUUUGGUUGUAGUGCCGUUGCUGCUGUAUAUCAUCUAUCCACCAACAGUGAAGAGUAGCCCAGAUGCACCUAAGCUUGCAAGGGAGAAAUUGGAGAAGAUGGGGCCAAUGUCAAAGAAUGAGAUCGUUAUGGCCGGAACCCUGCUACUCACGGUGGGGCUGUGGGUUUUUGGUAGUAUGCUAAAAGUUGAUGCUGUAACUGCAGCAAUUCUUGGUUUAUCUGUCCUUCUUGUGACUGGAGUUGUCACUUGGAAGGAAUGCUUAGCUGAAUCAGUUGCGUGGGAUACUCUGACUUGGUUUGCUGCCCUCAUCGCAAUGGCUGGUUAUCUGAAUAAAUAUGGCCUUAUCUCCUGGUUUAGUGAGACAGUUGUUAAGGUUGUUGGCGGGUUAGGUCUUUCAUGGCAGCUGUCAUUUGGCAUUUUAGUUCUUCUCUACUUUUACUCGCACUAUUUCUUUGCCAGCGGAGCUGCUCAUAUUGGAGCCAUGUUCACAGCAUUCCUAUCUGUGGCCAGUGCUCUCGGAACUCCACCAUAUCUGGGAGCCUUGGUACUCUCAUUCCUCUCCAACCUCAUGGGUGGGAUCACACACUAUGGGAUUGGAUCGGCACCUGUGUUCUAUGGUGCAAACUACGUUCCUCUUGCAAAGUGGUGGGGCUAUGGAUUCUUGAUCUCAGUUGUUAAUAUCGUCAUUUGGCUCGGAGUUGGAGGGAUUUGGUGGAAGGCCAUUGGAUUGUGGUAGUGCUAGCUCCCUAGUUUGUUGGUCGUUCAAGAUUUACGGCGUUUUGUUGUUCAUCAGUUGUGUGUUUUUUUCUUUUUCAUUAUUUACCUUAGGAAUAAUAGCCGAAUGAAGGAUGCACACCGUUUGAUCCAUUUGUAGUUCAAGUCUAGACUUGUAUGCUUAUAGAAUUGAUUUUUGAACAUAGAACAUGAAACUGGAAUGAGUUUCAUGUUCUUGAUUUAAUGAUAUUCUGCCAUUCUUAUUGUAUUUUG
Cuscuta campestris is the source of this 2033-nucleotide messenger RNA. The record is from the annotation of a GenBank genome assembly. NCBI's taxonomy places the organism in Eukaryota, Viridiplantae, Streptophyta, Magnoliopsida, Solanales, Convolvulaceae.